Molecule: messenger RNA, 812 nt
Organism: Harpegnathos saltator (Jerdon's jumping ant)
Lineage: Eukaryota; Metazoa; Arthropoda; Insecta; Hymenoptera; Formicidae
Exons: 2
Coding region: 70-606 (178 amino acids)
Source: RefSeq, a predicted model, not a curated record
AUCAUCAUUCUGUUGAAAAAAUGCGUAAUAAAAUCUACGCGACGCUAGACCACAAAUUGUCGACUGACGAUGAACCGAAACACGACAAAUGCCCGCGCGAAGAAAAUUCAUAGUGCUCAUGGCAGAAGGCACAGGCUACUGGAUCAGACCAUACGCAUAAACCAUCUCUAUCUCAAGAAGUUUACGAAGCGAUUUCUCCAAUUUAUGGAGAACGAAUUAAGCCGUGACGAACUGCUUUCUCGUUGCAACGGCGGCUUUACGCAAAAUAGCAACGAGAGCUUCAACGCCACAGUCUGGUCAAUGGCACCGAAAUCGACUUCCAGCGGCAAACAUAUUCUUAACACGGCAGUUUAUAUUAGUGUAGGCAUAUAUAAUGACGGCCUAUCAACUAUCAUGAUGCUCAUGCAGAAUUUGGGUAUGACAAUUGGGCCGAACUGUUAUAACUUCUGCGUGGAAACCGACGAGCGCCGCAUCGACUUUUCCGAGAGGUCGCUUAGCGAUGCCGCAAAAAAGGCCCGAAUAUCCUUAAAAGCAUCUAGGAAAGAAGAGGAAGAGGCGAACAUCGACCUGGAUGGCCAAAUGUAUGGUGCAGGCAUCGCAGAUUAGAGGACUCAUACAUGCCGAGAAAUCCGUCCUCCCGUGGCGGUGUUUUCAAAAAAGCUGUUUUCGACGACGGGCUCUGUCACCGCCAUUUUGUAUAAAAAUGACAAAAAAAAUUUAAAAAAAUUUUUUUCGUACUUCAAUAUGUGUAAAAUAAACCCUCUGAAAAGAAAUUCUAUUCCGUUUGUCAUACUCCCAAAAUAAAUUGUCAA